UUCCUUAAAGUUCUACUUCACCAGUCCUCUUUUCCAUGCACAAACUCUCCAUCUUUCUUUCUUGUGAAGGGAAAAAAUGAAGUUUACAGGAAGCCUCCCUUUGAACUACUGCAUUCUAAUUUGUAUGGGAUUCUUACUGGUUCAUGGGGAUCCUAUUGUUCCUAUGAUCUGCAUAUUUGGUGAUUCUGUAGUUGAUGCAGGGAACAACAACUACCUUAAUACAUUGAUCAAAUCAAACUUCCCUCCCUAUGGAAGAGACUUGGUCGAUAAGAAACCCACUGGGAGGUUCUGCAAUGGAAAGCUAGCAACAGACUACACUGUUGAGUACAUGGGAUUCAACUCUUAUCCUCCACCUUACCUAAGUCAAGAAGCUCAAGGACAGAGACUCCUCACAGGCGUCAACUUCGCCUCAGGCGGUUGUGGAUACUAUGACAGAACAUCUCAGUUCUAUCAUGCAAUUUCACUGCCUCAGCAGCUUGUAAACUACAUGGACUACCAAGACAAAGUCAAAAAAAUGGUUGGGGAAGAUAAAGCAAAUGCUAUUUUCUCAGGAGGAAUUCAUCUCUUGAGUGCAGGAAGCAGUGAUUUCCUUCAAAACUACUAUGUCAACCCACUAAUCUAUAGAUCUUACUCACCUGAUCAAUUCUCCGACGUUCUCAUGCAGUCCUACUCCGUCUUUAUUCAGAGUCUGUACAAGCUAGGAGCAAGAAGGAUUGGAGUAACAGGCCUACCACCAACAGGAUGCUUGCCAGCAGCUAUCACCAUGUUUGGUGCAGGAAGUAACCAAUGUGUUGCGAGGUUGAACCAGGAUGCUGUUUCCUUCAAUAGUAAACUCAAUAAUACGUCCCAAGCUCUUCUGAAUACGCUCCCCGGACUCAAACUCGUUGUGUUCAAUAUCUAUCAACCUCUUCUAGACCUGAUCUCAAAGCCUAAUGAGAAUGGGUUCUUUGAGUCGAGGAGGGCUUGCUGUGGAACUGGUACCGUUGAAACAUCGCUUCUUUGUAAUGAAAGGUCCAUAGGGACAUGCUCUAAUGCAACUGGAUAUGUGUUCUGGGAUGGAUUUCACCCCUCUGAAAAUGCAAAUAAAGUUUUGGCAGACAAUCUUCUAGCACAAGGGAUUUCUCUUAUCGCUUAGCCUAGAAUCAUGCAGUUCAGAAAUACUCUAUUUUUCACGGUCUUAAAUUGCUAUAUACAUUAAAUAUAGCUGCUAUCCAGAAAUAAGGCCAUUAUCGAAUGUUUGGGUAUUUUAUGACUUGUGGAAUGACAUUACAUCCAAGCCAUGAGAAUGUAUCAACUUAUGUAAUCUUUUCAGCUUAUUUCGUUUUUACAAAUAUUAUUAUUGGAGCACAAAAGAUCAGUAUUUGUCUUUUAACAAGCUAUUCUAGAAAUGGUCAUGUCUGCUUAAGUGCUACUUGCCAAUUUGUCACAAAUACUUCAAGGCCACCAAUA
Impatiens glandulifera is the source of this 1449-nucleotide messenger RNA. Its product is annotated as GDSL esterase/lipase At5g03820-like. The transcript is spliced from 5 exons. NCBI's taxonomy places the organism in Eukaryota, Viridiplantae, Streptophyta, Magnoliopsida, Ericales, Balsaminaceae. The coding region runs from base 77 to 1135 and encodes 352 amino acids. The record is from RefSeq and is a predicted model, not a curated record. Gene Ontology annotation, molecular function: hydrolase activity, acting on ester bonds.